UCAAUGGAGAGAUCAAGUCAGUCAGUCCAGCUGCAUCUGCAGGCACCAGGUUCUGUAAGAGACCCUAUCUCAAAAUACAAGGGGAAGAAUUGAAGCAGGCACUUAGUGUGACCUCCGGCCUCCACAUGCAUGCACACAAAUACACACUCCCCUCCCCGCCAUACCAAUGGGUUAAGGAUUUAACUCAGGGGUCGCUGGCCUGAGGAGCAGCCCACGGACACACAGCACAGGACAGUGUUGGUGAGGAUGUGUGAGAACUGGAACUUGCGCCGCUGGAAGGUUUAAGAUGUACAGCCGCUUUGGAAAGUUCUUCAAAGCAUUAAGAUUAGAGCUGCAUGGGAGUGGGGCCUUCCAAUUUUCUAUCCAUGUCUCCCUCUUGACUGUUAUUGGCCAAGAACACGAACGGGCUGUGAGGGAGUCAGCCAGCCUUCCCUCUUUCCCGUACUCUUUUCCUCUUCCCUUUCCGCUCUCCAUCCUCUCUUCUCUUUCCUUGCUGUCUUUUAUUUGUGACAGUUUUAACUCAAAAUCAGCCCUCUAAUGAAAACAGAGUGUGUGCAUAUACAUGAACAAUAUACAAACUUUUAUAGUAAAAGAUGAAUGCCCCUUUCACGUCAGAUGCCCAGGACCUUUUUUCCCUUAUUAGUAACUGUAAAGUCCUUGGGAUGGUGCUGGGAUGCCACCCUCUUCCAGUGCUCCUCUGUCUUCCUUCCCAUGUGACUUCAUUUCUUGAGCAUCACCUCUGGGAGAGGCAUGUGGUCCUGACUGCAGGCCGCGUCCUGCUGACUUAGCAUCCUAAGAUCUUACCUUGGCCACAGCCACAGCCACUAAGCCUGCCACACCCUGUGUCCAGCAAGGCCUCUGUGUCAUGCAGGGCCAGUGACUGCAGGUUUGGUUGCCGACUUACAGUUGUGGUCCUGAUUUGAUUUCUGUUGCUGUGACGGAUGCCAUGAGCAGAAGCAACUUGGGGAGGAGAGGGUGGACUUGGUUUACAGGUUGCCGUCCAUCCUCAAGAGAAGCCAAUGCCGGAGCUCAAGGCGUGGGCUUGAAACAGUAGGUAUGGAGAAACGCUGCUGACUGCCAUGUUUUCCGUGGCGCUCUGGCUACCUUUCUUAUACAGCCCAGGCUCAAUGGGAUGGGCCUUUCCCCAUCAAUCAUUUAUCAAGAGCGUGACCCAGAAACAUACCCACAUGUCUAUCUGAUGGAGGUGAUUCUUUGGUUGACAUUCCCUCUUCCCAGGUGACUGGAGUGUGUGCCACGUUGACAAAAAGGAACCGGCACAGCUGACAAGGACUGAACAAGCCCAUUGGGAUGGUUUUUACAUCACUUGGAACCACAGCUUCUGAGUUACCAUCACACAUAGCAAACAUCUAAGUCUUUGCUUAGAAGAACCCAGAUUGGCCAUUGCCAGGUGCAUUCUAGGAGCUGUAAAUCAAUGUGGCGGCGCCACUAAGAAGACUACAUUUUCCAGGAAUCCCUGUGCGCAGUGGGGGAUGGAGUGUGUUAACACACGGCUCUGUGAGUGUGCUCCGGAGUUUGAACUGCUGCUUCAGAGUUUGAGCUUCUGGUGCGGCCCCAUCUGUGCGCUGCCCAAGGCCAAGGGAAAGACUAGGAGGCAGAAGUUUGGUUACAGUGUCAACCGAAAGCGUCUGAACCAGAAUGCUGGUUGGAAGGCAGCUCCAUGGAUUGAGUGCUCCCACAUCCGACAUGCCUGGGACCACACCAAAUCCGUGUGGCAGAACCUGGCGGAGAUAGGGUUGGCCAUGGACCCCAACAAGGCGGCUCCCCUUCGUAAGAGGAAGGUAAAGGCCAUGGAGGUAGACUGGGGGGAGAGACCCAAGGAUCUUGUGCGGAAGCCCUGUGUGGUAAAUGAGCCGGAGGCAGAAGCCAGCCUCCCAGAGAAGAAAGGAAAUACCUUGUCUGGGGACCUCAUUGAAUAUGUUCAUUACAUGGUGGAAAAUCAUGGGGAAGAUUAUAAGGCUAUGGCCUGGGAUGAGAAGAAUUAUUAUCAAGAUACCCCAAUACAGAUUUGGAAUAAGGUCAAUGUCUAUAAGCGCUUUUACCCAACAGAGUGGCAAGCCUUCAUCGAUUCUUUGCAGAAGAAGAUGGAGGUUGACUGAGUGGUGUAUGCCCCCCAGACUUAGGUCUACUGGACCAAAGAAACCAAAGCCAGGUUUUAAGGAGUGUAUAGUUUCAGAUGAUGCUGGCAAAGUCCUAUAUUAUCAGGUUUCUCUCUCUCUCUUUCACGAGAAGGAACUUUUUUUUUUUUUUUGAGAGAGAGAGAGUGCGUCAGUCUUUCUAAUAGUCCUAGAUGUCCUGGAACUCGGCUUUGUAGCCCAGGCUGGCCUCAAACCCACAGAGAUCCUCCUGCUUCUGCCCCAAGUGCCGGGAUUAAAGGGGAAGGCGUGUGCUCCCCCACCUGGCUGGAGAAGGAACUCUUUAGAAGCCAUGGUUUAUACUUUCUUGGGGGGCUCACAGAAAAGCCAGGGCUUGCUGUUCAGUGUCCAGAGGUGAUGCUUUAUUUGAUCUACAUGUACAUGAUAAAAGCAUUUUACCUGUGCAAUGGGGUUUUGGUUGUUGUUUUGAGUCGGGGUUUCUCUGUGUAGCCCUGGCUGGGAUUAAAGGCAUGUGCUACUACUAAAAAAAAAAAAAAAAAAAGACCCAGAUUUUCAAGACCCUAUGCUUAGUGGUUACUGCUGGCCUUCCUUGGGUGUGUAUUUCUGAGUAGAUCAACAUAUCCCAGAGCUCCACCGUGCUUCAUCUUGGCAGGGUCUCAGCCUGCACGUGCGUAUCUGAUAAUUCCAUAUGUUCGCUUUGCUCCGAUUUAGCUCCCGUUUUAGAAACACACAGUUUGUGUGUGAUUGUUCCCUGCUGUUGAUGAGCAGCAUGGCAGUUAUUGUCACCUGGUGUCACGUGUGUGACACUUCCCGUUUUAGAGACACAAUGGGAAGGGCCUCUUCUUGUAGUCUGCAUCCUCAUGAGGCCCCGAAGGCUUGGCUGUGACUUCUCACUUAAACUGUACUGGAACUUCUGAGGUACCUUACAUGUCUCGUAAUUUACAGAGUUCUUUUUAAUAAAGUUAAUCUUACAUACAGUCUCCUGAGGGGGUGAGAUUGGGUCAGGUCUUUGAUUCUGCGCACAGGAAAAGGGAGGCUUGGCCCUUCCAUGAGUUAAAGAGUCUGACCUGAGUGGGCCUAAGACCUGGAGUCUCAGCAUUUGGACUUUGCAGUGGGCUUUAUGGUGCUUCCUUCCUGUCACAUCUUCUUAUGUGAUGUGACAGUGGCUGCUCCCUGUCCGACCAUGGUUCCCAAAGACCCACCGUAGCUCUUGCUGGAUCACAUGUUUACCGUUCAUAAAGGUGGAUCCAAGGGCUCGUUGUGUUAGUCAGGUAUCUCCAGAGAAACAGGGCUGAUAGAAUGUUUAUCUGUGCUGUAGAUUUGUGUUCCACACCUGGUUCGAGCACCUGGGGAGGUUGAGAUUGUUAGGGCAGGUGAGCAAGCUCAGGACCCACGGGAGACUCCAUACUGCGCUCAAGUGUGGCAGGCAGCUGGAGCUGGUGUUCCUUCUUCCUCUGGGACUCUGUCUUUUUCUCCUAAGGAUAUCCACUGGUUGGGUGUAGCCCACACCCAUGAUGGAAUGCAAUCUGCUUUACUCAAGCUUAUUUAUUUAAAUGUUACCAUGGAGAAAACACUUGUGUAGUGACAUUGAGAUUUGGCUACACUGGCCUCGAACCACCUUGCCACACAGGUAUGUAACAUAUAUAAUCAGUUUUGCUAACUCUAGACAUUGUUCAAAGAUGGAAUCUUUACAAAAAAGUUCUUUCUUUUUAAAAGUAUCAAGGAAACUUUAUUGUGGAGGUUCAAAAAAAGAUUUUAUUUUUAUUUUAAGUGUAUGAUUGCCUGCAUGCAUGCCUGAUGCCUGUGGAGGCCAGAAGAGGGCAUCAGAUCCCUUGGAACUGGAGUUACAGAUGGUUGUGAGCCGCCAUGUGGGAGCUGGGAACCGAACCCGGGUCCUCUGCAAGAUCAGCCGGUGCUCUUAACUGCUGAGCCAUAACUCCACUGCUCACAGGGAGCCUUCUAAUGUCUGAUAAAGAUGAGAUGUUUAUAUACUUUCUACAUCUGUUAAUGACGUAAUAGUGAUGAUCUGGAGCCUCCAUUCAUGUUCCCUCCAAACAGUACUUAGUGAGGUAACACUUGGCCUCCUCUCUACAAAUGAACAAACGAACCGUAUCAAUUCUCAGGAAACUUCACAGCUCUUCAGGGACUUAAGGGCAUGCUGCUCUCUCGAAGGUUCUUUGAUUAGGAAGUGCCGAGGUUUUAACUUUUAGAUAGUUUUGUGUCAGUGCUUUAAGUGGUACUUAGUUCAAGAGCUUACCGUACUCUUCUGUACCUUUCUUCAACUCUCCAGAUGUUUCAUGACUGACGUCACAAGCCUGGGCCUGUGACUCAGAAAUAAUCACCAUCCUAGAAUAAUAGUUCACAAGUUUUCCAGUCACAUCAUGUUUUGGUCAUUGGAAGGAUAGUCUUCCUGGGAAGAAUUUUAUAUAAGCUGAAUUGAUUAAGAAUAGGAGCAAAUUUCCUUUGGCCCGAAUGUGCUGAAUGCGAGGCUACCCUGAGUACUGGUGUCGCGGCCUGGGAGUCAAGGCAGAGCGAGCAGUUCAUACAUGAGUGCCAUGCCUCAUUAGCUGGGGCACAGGGCCCCCCACAAGGCAUGCCAGGUACUCUAGUUAACCAUGGAAGAGUAAUUAGAUGACUUUAGUUAUUUUUUACCUAAUCCAGUCUUAGGCAAGAAUUAGUGUCGGAGUCAACAGCAGGAGCAUGGCCGGUCACCGCAGUGAGCGUCAGAAACAUGAAGUUUAACUCCUCCAUCAUCGACAAGUCGCACACUAAGCGUGACCACUGUGUUAGCAUCUUGUGUACAGCCUUCUCCUGUUUCAAACGUGAAGGUGUAAAGUAACAGUACGAUGGGGCUGGAGAGAUGGCUCAGUGGUUAAGGGCACUGGCUGCUCUUCCAGAGGACCUGGGUUCGGUUCAGCUGGUGUCGUGAUGGAAGAUGUCUGAUAGAAUCAGGGAGACUUACAGAGAGAUGAGGGAGGGGAGAUUGAGGCCUAAGGACUGGGGAAGUAACAUUCUUGGACAGAGCAGUUCCGGGGGCUCUGAUGUCUCUUCUGUCUUCUGUGGUGCACGUACAUGCAGUCAAAAAUAUUCACCCAUAUAAAUAAAUCUAAAGUCACAGUGCAGUGGUGAAUAAUUGGGCUUCCUAGAUAGAUCCCAUCCCACUGUUACCCCAUAGUCUUGCUGAUGAAAAGACAAAGGAGAACUGCCCUGUCUUCAAAACCCUUGAUUUACCUCAAUGGAAGGAUUCCAUCAUCACUGUCUGUAACUGUCACGGUCAUCAUCAUCAUCAUCAUCAUUAUCGUCAUGCAAAAGCCUCCAUCGUGUUUUUGAUCAGUCUUCAAGUUUCUCCACAGAAGCACUGUUCUGAUGUUUCCUUCAGGCCUUAGGAAUCGGGGGAGUGGUCAGAGCCUGCUGGGAUGCCUCCCUGAUUUGUGCCUGGGGAGGUGGCUUUGCAGUUUAGAGGACUUGCUGCUCUUCUAGAGGACCCAAGUUUAGAUCCCAGGACCCAUGUCAGGCAGUUCACAGCGGCCUUCAAUUCAGCCCCAGGGACCUGAGCCCCUCUUCCCUCUUCCGGUCUCCAUAGGCACCUGUACACACAUGGUCUACACUCACACAGACACAUACAUGAAAAUCAAACCAAAGUUUAAGUUGUUUUUUAAGAGAUUGAUGUAAGGUGUCAGGAUCCUGGUUUAAGACUGUCGAACGGUUUCCAUGACAUUCUCCUCAACUGUCCAUGUCACAGCAUGCUCCUGCCCCCUAAUGACAUCAGCACAGGCAAAACAGUAACCCAGCACAACUUCCAGCACCCCGAGUCUGUCUCUUACCCUGACCUGUGG
Peromyscus californicus insignis is the source of this 5950-nucleotide messenger RNA. Its product is annotated as nucleolar protein 16-like. Gene Ontology annotation, cellular component: nucleolus. Lineage: Eukaryota; Metazoa; Chordata; Mammalia; Rodentia; Cricetidae. The coding region runs from base 1491 to 2117 and encodes 208 amino acids. The record is from RefSeq and is a predicted model, not a curated record. The transcript has a single exon. Gene Ontology annotation, biological process: ribosomal large subunit biogenesis.